Molecule: messenger RNA, 2949 nt
Organism: Saxophila tyrrhenica
Lineage: Eukaryota; Fungi; Ascomycota; Dothideomycetes; Mycosphaerellales; Extremaceae
Gene: SPT20
Product: Transcription factor spt20
Exons: 2
Coding region: 1-2949 (982 amino acids)
Source: RefSeq, a predicted model, not a curated record
AUGGCCACCGCCACCGUCGCCCGACCGGCGCAGCCCUCUCGACGCACUCGCGACGUUCCCCGACCAGCAGCAAGCAAGCGGAUUGCGAACAUGGACGGCACCCCGGCACAACCCAACACCAAGAAGCGCAGGCUGGACGAGCCGUACGUGCGCGACUCGGACUACAUCCUCAAGAAGCACAACGGCAAGGCGCCGAGUCUGGUUGUCCACCUGCACCCGACGCACUUCAAGUUCGAAGGGCAGGAUGGCAGCUUCGCCUACGACUCGGAGAUGAAGUUCGUGCUGGAGCACCUCAAGCGCAAUAUCGUGCCUCACCAGAUGAUGCUCGAGUUGGUGGAAAAUAAUAUCCGGUUCUACGAUGGGUGUUUGAUUGUGGAGGUGCAUAAUCAUCGGACGAAAGAGGGAAAGGACAAGGGCAGGAAUGACACUACGGCGGCGGGCAGCAAGGACAAGUUCAACAUGCAUCGCUACACUCCAUACAUCACUCCCUCGCCGUACGAACCCUACCCGGAGAAUGCGGCUCGAGGAGACGAGACACCGGAGAAGGCAGAGCGCGACAAGAGCGAGAUGCCUGCGCCAGAGAAGCCGAAGGAGAAGGAGGGUCCGACUGUAUUCACCGUCGUCUUACAUCCUACAGAGCUCAGUAAGCAUCACGAGCUGCUCUUACUCAGCGAGACGCCUCUGGAGCAAGUGCGCAACAAGAAACGCAACAGUGAAUCCGGCACCCCAUCGACCACUCAACCUCCAACCCCGCAGAUGGCAGUACCUCCGACUCCAACUGGCGCACGAGGACAGUCAGGUCAGAACCAAAAGAUGUGUCUGGAAGACGGCGAGAUCUACUCUUUCCAGGCGGACAUGCUGGUAGCUACUGAGCCGCCACUGUAUUUAGGACCUGCGGACAACCCACAAGAAGCGCAAAAGAUCCUGGAUCUCCUUCGACACCCUCUCCAUCAAGAGGCUCCGCCAUCACCCAAGACUCGCAAGAGAACAACUGCUGAGGUUGCUGCCGAUGACGCUCAGCAACAAGAGACUGAGAGGAGGAUGCUCAUUAUGGAUGAGCGCAUCAAGCCCUCGGGUGUCGGCACUGCCACAAGUGAGAAUCAAGGCGCCGCGGCAUCUCUCACGUUCUCACGCUUCAAGACGAUUGACAUGGUGCGGCAGGCAAACGAAGAGAGGGACCGUAUCAAGAAGGAGGAAGAAGUUCGCGCGGCCGCUGAGAAGCGGCAGGCCGACGAGCAGGUGCAGAUACAGCAGAGAGCGGCACAUGCCCAGCGGCAGCGCGAGAUGGCUAUGAUGGCGCAGCAGCAGCCUAAUCAGCAACAGCAGUUGCUUCUGCGACAGCGCCAAGAACAGCAGAGACUCGCCUUGAUGCAACAGCGGGCAGCGAUGAACUCGCAACAGCACGGGCAUCCGCAGCAGAAUGGCAUGAUGCAGAAUCAGCAGUCUAACAAUCAGCAAGGCAAUCAGGGACAAGUGCCGCAGGGUAGCCCGGUGAUGCGACAACAGACGCCUAUGAUGAACUCCUCGCCCAUGUUGCAGCAAGGAGGCUUUCCUAUGGCUCAGACAUCGAGUCAGGGUGCUGGGAGCCCUCCACGGCCCACUUCAGCUGCAAUGCAGCAUCCGAUGGCUCGACAGGUCAGCCAGCAACAGCAGGGCAGCCGACAUGCUACACCUCAGAUGCAGCAGGGCACUCCGAAUAUGGCGCAAGCUAUGCCCAACAGACAAACCACGCAAACACCUCGAAUGCCCCCUGGUAGCCCUGCGACUGCCAUGCAGCAGGGCACACCUGCUUCCGGCGCCAUGGCUAUGCCCACGCCUCAGAUUGGUGGACAAAACGGCCUCACGCAGGAGCAGAUAGCCAUUUUCCAGCAACAGAGGGCCAUGCAAAUGCAAAGAGCCACUAGCAUGCAAGCCGGUUCGCCUGGGCAGAACAUGACGCCAGAGCAAUUCCAGCAGAUUCAAAACCAGCAACGCGUGCAGAACGCGCAGCGGAAUGCUAUGAUGAGUGCUCAAGCCCAGGCUCAGAUGAACGGCCAAAACCCGCAGAUGGCGAUGCAAAUGGCGCGGCAGAAGCAGAUGAGAAUGCAAUUGGCCGCUCAACAACACCAGCAGCAACAAGCCCUUGCGCAAAUGCAAGGUUCACCCGCCCCAGGGCAAGCAGGAAGUCCAGGGCAAAUGCCCCAGCAAACCCCCCAAAUGGGCCACGCGCACCCGCAACACCACCCGGGCCAGCAGCAAAGCAACAUGCAAGAUCUCAGCCAAAUGACCCCGCAGCAACAACAGCAGCACGCCAUGGCCCAAGCGCGCGCGCACCAACUCGCUCAACAGCGCCAGGAACACCAACAGCAACAACAACAACAGCAACAGAACCCCAACGCCAACAAUCCGCAAGCGCAAGCGUCCCAACAAGCCCAGCAACAACAACACUACCGCAACCAAAUCGCCGCCCACCUCAAACCCCUCGUGGCGCAAUACGGCAGCGCCGCCAACAUUCCCCGCGAAGCGCUGCAGCAGCAGCCCCCGCAGGUAAGGAAUUUUGUGAUGCAGCAGCAGAUGCAGCAGCAGCAGAUGCGGGCUCAGGCGCAUAUGCAGCAGCAACAGCAGAACGGCAACGGUGGUGGUGGUGGAGGAGGUGGAGGUGGGAAUACAGGGGUCGAGCAGGUUCCGGGCGGGCAGCCGGAUCCGGGAUAUAUGCAGCAGUUGCAGAUGAGAAGGAAUCAGUUGUUGCAGAUGGGGCAGAUGCAGGGGCAGCAGGGGCAACAGCAGCAGGGGGGAAUGCACAAUGGGAUGGGGUUUCAGAUGGGCGGCGGGCAGGGACAGGGGCAGGGGUUUGGUGGACAGCAGGGGAACCCAGACCUCACCCAACAAUUCGCCGCGAUGCAAAACGCGCUCUCCCGAAACGGUCCCGGCAACGGCGGCGGAGGAGGCAACGGAGGGGGCGGGCCGUAG